Molecule: messenger RNA, 3777 nt
Organism: Sinocyclocheilus rhinocerous
Lineage: Eukaryota; Metazoa; Chordata; Actinopteri; Cypriniformes; Cyprinidae
Product: nuclear receptor subfamily 1 group D member 2-like
Exons: 9
Coding region: 388-2043 (551 amino acids)
Biological process (GO): positive regulation of transcription by RNA polymerase II; cell differentiation; negative regulation of transcription by RNA polymerase II
Molecular function (GO): zinc ion binding; RNA polymerase II cis-regulatory region sequence-specific DNA binding; nuclear receptor activity
Source: RefSeq, a predicted model, not a curated record
CGCACUCCCACUCUGCGUUUAUUCACAUCUCAGUCUCCACUGCUGAGCUCUCACAGACGCUUUACUAGACGCAGAACCCCUCCGGUCUAGCCUCUUUAGCCGGUGCGGUUUUUAUUAUAGAGUUUGGACGAGUCUAAUUAUUUCAACUAAAACCGACGUGUGUAUUUACUAUUAUUUUUAUAAGACACCUGAGGUUUUGAUUUUUGCUUCUUCUUUUUCUCAAGCAACACGGCGCUAAUUGGUUGAGAUUAUCUGGUAGGUUUAGUUAGAAAUGUUCCUCAGGUAGUGUGUGGUUAUACUCGGAUCACACAGCGACUAGAGUUGCUGCAAACUGAGUGAAAACGGCACAAACACACAGCUGACUGCGGCUCUAAGCUGUCGGAGGACAUGGAUUUCACAAAGGCUGCAGGUGGAGUGAUAGCUUACAUUAGCUCCGCGAGCUCGGCCUCCAGUCCCGAGUCGUGCCACAGCGACUCCUCCAGCAGCAGCUAUCAGUCCUGCUCUCCACCCCACGCGGGGCAGGGCCAGCAGGGCGAGACCCUCGCUGUGGCCCCUCAGUCCCGCCCACGGAAGACACGGUCGCCCUCCGCAGCCAAAAGCGGCAUUACAAAGAUUAACGGGCUGGUGCUGCUAUGUAAAGUGUGUGGAGAUGUUGCGUCAGGAUUUCACUAUGGCGUUCACGCCUGUGAGGGAUGCAAGGGUUUCUUCAGGAGGAGCAUUCAGCAGAACAUUCAGUAUAAGAAGUGCCUUAAGAACGAAAGCUGUCCCAAUAUAGAUAGACAGUGCCGCUUUAAGAAGUGUCUGCUCGUGGGCAUGUCCAGAGACGCUGUGCGUUUCGGACGGAUUCCCAAACGAGAGAAGCAGCGCAUGCUGCUUGAGAUGCAGAAUGCCAUGAACAACAUGAUGAACAACAGCCACGGCAGCCAGCCAUCAGCCAGCGAAGCAGCUUCAGAGCACAGCGGCUCCGGCCCUUCUUCCCGCUCCCCCUCCACCUCCCCCAGGAGCCACCGGUCCGAAUCCAGCCCCGACCCCAAGCUGCUGAGCGCCAUGGAUACAAGCACCAGCUCAGACUCCUCCAGCGCCACUGACAGCGGGGAGGAGGAGGUCAUCGGCACAGUCACUAGAGCGCAUCAGAAGACCUUCAUGUACAAUCAGGAGCAGGGCAGCGUGCCUUCAGAGGCCCCUAACAACUACAGCCAUUACUCAGAGAAGACUCAGGCGGUCUGGAAGCAGCAGAGCAAUGCAUCCUCAGAGAGUGAACAAACGCCCCCAUCAGGCUGUGCUCCUCAGGGGCCUGAAGACUCGGGCUGUCCUGUCAGACUGCCCAACAGCAGCUCCGCUGGACCGUCUCUGCAGAACCUCUCUCUGAGAGCUCAUAAUGACAAUGAAACACGUUUCAACGGCAGCUGUAGUGUCCCAACAUUUGCAAGGGUUAACAGGAUGCACCUGGUUUGCCCCAUGAACACAUCGCCCUAUGUGGAUCCUCAGAAGUCGGGUCACAGUAUUUGGGAGGAGUUCUCCAUGAGCUUCACCCCAGCCGUCAGAGAGGUGGUGGAAUUUGCAAAGCGCAUCCCAGGAUUCAAAGAGCUGUCCCAGCACGACCAGGUCAGCCUGCUGAAGGCCGGCACCUUCGAGGUGCUGGUGGUGCGCUUUACAUCCCUGUUCAAUGUGAAGGAGCGCACGGUCACAUUUCUGAGCGGCCGGAAGUACAGCGUGGAGGCGCUGCGCUCGAUGGGUGCUGGAGAUCUCCUCAACUCAAUGUUUGACUUCACCGAGAAGCUGCAAGCGCUGAACCUCAGUGAGGAGGAGAUGAGCCUCUUCACAGCUGUAGUGCUGGUGUCUGCAGAUCGCUCCGGGCUCGAGAACAUCUACUCUGUCGAGGCCCUUCAGGAAACUCUGAUUCGAGCGCUGCGCAGCUUGAUCACCAAGAACCACCCCAACGAGAUCGCCAUCUUCACUAAACUGCUCCUCAAGCUGCCGGACCUGCGCUCGCUCAACAACAUGCACUCUGAGCAGCUCUUGGCCUUCAAGGUCCACCCCUGAGCACCCAUCUUUAAGGGUUACUUAAGAAUACUUUGUUCUUAAGAAGUAGAAGAUACUUAAGAAGUCAUUGUACUGUAAAGCGCCUCUGCUCAUGCUAACGCACACAACUCGCUGACACAAACUGGAGGGGUUUCGUUGUAGAUGCUUACGAGAGUUUGUACGAUUACGCGGUUUGUGUGCGCACAGAGGCACCUUGAAUUUGUUUCUAGAUUUAUGAAUCUGCCUGUGCAAUAAGUGACGCGUUCACUGGUUUUGUGAUUGUUCCUUGUUGGUCUUUUAAUACUUUCAGAGAAGAGGAAGUGAGGUAUAUCUUGUGGCCCGUAUGAAUGCUGUGUGUUGCUAAGGGGAGAUUAUGAAGGGAUGUUCCCACAAACAAACGAGAAAAGAAGUACACAGAGCACAGUUUGGCAUCCUUUCUAAUUCGGAGAGAAGAAACAGCAAAAAGCGCCAACUAAGAAAUGGAAGAAUGUGGAACGAGCUGCUAAUCUGAGCUUUUUUGGCAGAAAGACACAGGAAUGUUUAAUGAGUAGAUGUAUUUUUAUAGUUAGUUUUCUGUCUUAAAAUCUGUAGUUAAAUGCAGAGGAAGCCACUCUUAGGCCUGAAACAUUAUGUAAGCAUGUGAACACAAAUGCUUCUUGAUGCAGUGGAUGGCUGCGUUACAAAAUGCGUUAAACCGCGCAUGGCACGCUGAUGCUGUAUGCAGUGGACACUGACACACUGUCUUUUUACAGUCAGUUUUCUCUUCCAGGUCGACUACCGCAAUGAUGGAGCAACAGUUUGAAGAGAAUCUUGCCGAGCAAUUUGAAGCUAGUUCAGCUGUUGACACAUUUAUAGCUAGCUAGCUACUUGGUUCAUUAGCACAGACAUUUGAAGUCGACUGUUGCCCGCUAGAGUGCUAGUUACCGUCAAGAUUCAAUCAGACCGCAGGCUUGGCCAAGCAUUUGCAUUCUUGAAUAGAGUAUGUUUCUGAUUUUAGAUCUGCGUAGUGGUGCAUCUGUGUAUAUGUCCUGAUUCGUAGGGCUUUUAGUAAUGACACAGUGUUUGAUGAUGCUAAAUGACAAAAGAGGAGUUGGACAUAACGCGUUUUAUCACUGUAAGAAUUGUGCAUGCUUCUCCCCGGUGCUGAUGGGACUCAAAGCCAUCCACGGUGAAGUCAUAAUGUCUGCAUGUAUAGCUGAGGCCACACCCUAACUGAUUUCAUGCAUCUAUCUGACUAUCAUCAUUGUUUUUGCUUUUGGGUAAGUCUGUUCAGUGAAAGUUCUUGUAGAAUUAUUGCGUCUGUGUUCAGCUGCAGUAAGCAAAUAGUGUGCAUACUCAAGCACCGCUGGACCAGACAGGAAGAGGAAACAGGAAACAGGAAAUGGUAACACCGGCAAUGCCUCUCAUCACCCUGGCAGCUCUGGGCAUCUGAACUCUUCUCGGGUCGGUUUUGAUAUCAAAGCUGCUGUAGAUGAAUAGUGAAGAAAAGACGUAUCUUUGUUUGGUGUUGGUGUUCUGCUCUCAUUGUUCAGCCUGUGGCUCACUCAGUGUCAUUGUUGUGUUGCCAUAAUCCAGUCUGUCAGUUUUCUUCUGUGAAAGCAUUGUAAGAUAGCUAGAUUUCUAUAUAUGAAUAUAUAAUAUAAUUAAAUACAUAUAAAAUAAGAAAAUAAACAGAUAAAUGCUGGACUCAAUCUUUCCAUGCGUUUAGUCAUUUUUGCACCCGUUUGUCACAAGUACAAAUGUACAGACAAAACC